This is a messenger RNA of Venturia canescens, 3779 nucleotides long. Its product is annotated as solute carrier family 35 member E1 homolog. Lineage: Eukaryota; Metazoa; Arthropoda; Insecta; Hymenoptera; Ichneumonidae. The transcript is spliced from 3 exons. The record is from RefSeq and is a predicted model, not a curated record. Gene Ontology annotation, molecular function: antiporter activity. The coding region runs from base 325 to 1368 and encodes 347 amino acids. Gene Ontology annotation, cellular component: Golgi apparatus.
GCAGGCAUAUGGCAAAGCUGGGUAAAGCUCAAAGAUAACAGAAAAUAGUUUUUAUUGUCGUCGGGUUUUGAGGGUUGCUUUGGGUUUGCGGGGCCCGAAAGUCCGAGGGGUCCGAGGUUUGCAGAGUAAAAUUGAGUGAAAAAUUCUCGCAAAAGAAUUUCAGUCAGACGUGCGAUCACGUUCAUGCCGAACGGAUGUAUCAUUACGGGAACAGUGUUAUAUUUCGCAUGAACGAUAUUAAUAAUUUAAAAAGUUCUGGUCAAGGCUCGUACCAAUAAUAGAAACUAAUCAGAUAUAUAAUAAAUCCAUAUAAUAAAACCAAAAAUGGAUGAUAAACGAGAGGGUCGUGAAGUUUUCACGAUACUAUUUUUAUGUUUGCUGUGGUACAUCGUUUCAAGUAGCAGCAAUGUCGUUGGAAAACUUUUGCUAUCGGAUUUUCCGUAUCCAAUGACAGUUACGAUGGUACAGUUAACGUCAAUAACUCUUUAUUCCGGGCCAUUCUUCAAUUUGUGGGGUGUACGUCAAUACAAGAAUUCAGAGGUCUCGUGGAAUUAUUACUUCAAACUCAUCGUCCCUCUGGCACUUGGAAAAUUCGUUGGGAACGUAUUUAGCCACGUCAGCAUUUGGAAGGUGCCCGUUUCCUAUGCCCACACUGUGAAGGCUACAAUGCCGCUCUUCACGGUCAUCUUGUCAAGGUUGAUACUUCGUGAGAAACAAACCUGGAAGGUUUAUAUAAGUUUGGGGCCCAUAGUCCUCGGAGUUGCGAUCGCUACUCUAACGGAGUUGAGCUUUAACAUGUUGGGAUUAAUCAGCGCACUUGCCUCCACAAUGGCAUUUUCUCUGCAGAACAUAUAUUCUAAAAAGGUACUUCACGACACUGGUAUGCAUCAUCUCAGACUACUUCUAGUGCUCGGAAGAUUAGCAUUAUUUAUGUUCUUGCCAAUAUGGUUGAUUUACGACCUCAAAGGUUUAGUUUACGGUACCAUGUCAGGGACAAUAGAGCCGAUAUCGACGAGAGUAUUAGGGCUUUUAUUCUUUGACGGUGUAUUAAGCUGGUUACAGAAUAUUGUAGCAUUUUCUGUUCUAUCGAUCGUAACGCCUUUGACUUACGCAGUUGCGAGCGCCAGCAAACGAAUAUUUGUUAUCGCAGUUACUCUAUUUAUACUUGGUAAUCCUGUUACAGGAUUGAAUAUAUUCGGCAUGACUCUCGCGAUAAGUGGUGUUCUAUGUUAUAACAAAGCGAAAUACGAUCAGAGAAGAAUGUUGAAAAAAGAGACAUUACUUCCGCGAUACACAGAAAUCAGUAAAACCGAAAAUAACUAUCAAAACGGUUGGGCAAGUGGAGCUCACCGACUUUACGCCGUUUAGUCAUCGAAUUUUCAUUGGAAAUGUUCCUUUCUUCAAUUUUCUAGUUCUUAUCAAUUACGGAAGAGCUCGCUAUUGUUUUCCAUGGCUUACGUUUGUGCCAGUUGAAUUUGAACUUUCAAGGAAAAUGUUAUCAUGUGAUAAGACAAUUUAUCAUGUGGAAUCAUCGUGCACAAGAAUGGGUUGGUUCCGAACUCUAAUAGACGAUGUAGCAAGUAUUGCGAUUAUUCAAUUUCUCUCGAAACUCGUCGAAAUGUUUUUAAAUUUGUAUCGUUUGAGUGUAAUGAAAUUCGUUUUUCUUCGCUUCAGUCAUUUUAUGUACAAAUUUUAGUCUGUCCACGAGACUUCAAUCAUAUAUUUGAUCGGUUCCGUAUUCUAAAUCAGCAGAACAUCUCCGGAAAAUUCCGGAUAAACGAAUUUUCGUUGCAUUUCGACUUUUUAUAUUGGAAGGUAGUUGAAAUUUUUGCUAUUCCUAUGAGAGAUUUCCAUUGUUAAGGUCGAUUUAUCACUCAUUGUUUCGUUUCGUUUGCGAGUCUCUUCAUAUUGACGCUCGAAAGCAAUUUCGAAAGAGUAUUCCAACAAUGUUAUUGUUUUUUUCAUCGAAUCGUUCUAACAUUUUCAUAAGAGAAUACAAUGCUCAGAGAAGUAUUAAUGACUAGAAAUAUCUUAAUUUGAGGAAACGAAAACGCUGUUUCUCAAAAUCGAACGAAAAUUCGUAGUAUCGUUUAUCAAGACAAUUUCUGUUGAAUUAAUGGGAAUAUACACUUCUAUCUAAGUGAGGGAAAAUCUUCAUUAGUUUAUAAAUUUUCUUUAAGUUAUGAAAUGUUUAAAAUUUCAUUUAUUCAUGCUCCAAAUUCUGACCUAAUGCAAAUUUCACUCUCGACAAUGAUUUGUGAAAAAAACAGUUGAAGGUGAAUAUUUUAUUAACAACUUAUAUUUUUUAAUAAUUAAUUAUCUGAGUCUGCAAAAAUCCGUUUGUCUACGAUUUGUUUUUACAAUAAUUGUUCGUGCUGUUUUUUCCAUUUAUGAUUAAGGUAGCAACUUCGUGGUAAGGACAAAUUUCCUAUCAACGUAGUACGUUUUAGUAAGCUUGAACAUUUGAUCGAGCCGAUUGCUGGUACGAUCGGAACUCGUUCAAUGAAAUAGCUUGAUCAAACGAUUGUUUCCAUUUGAAGGAUGAAUUUAAACGUCGAAACCGGUUGUUAUUAUUUACGUUACUCUUUUCACUUGACGCACGCCGUUCUUAUUACUUUGUUUAUUGUUGAGUAAAAUUGUUUGAUCUAGCAUUCGAAUCUCGUAUUUUGAUGCUCACUUUUGUAGAUAACAAAAAAAGGAACAUUGGAUUAGUUUUUCUCUUUAGAUGAUGACAAGAAAUUAUUUCUUUUCUAUAAAAAUAUUUAAAAUAUGUAAAAUUCUUCAGCCUGACGAUCGUCAUUAUUCGUGGCGAAGACUAUGAUAGAUGCUCUUACGAAACGGAGCCAAAUCACUUUCACUUAUAGAUUUUUUAUACAAUUUUCGUCUUGUUCAUUUGUUACUUUAAGUUGUUCACAUACGAAAUUAUAUUUUCAACAAUAUGGCUUUCAAAAUUGAAAUAGUUGACAAAGUGUUUGCCAUUUAUGUAGAUCCAUAAAAAAAAAUAAAUCUGUGAUGCUGCUCAUUUUUAAGCUGUAUUGUUAACUGAAUGUAUAUUAUUUUUCGAGUUAUUAAAAAUGGAAUCAAAAAAUUUGGUCUAGUUAUAGAAAUCUCAAUAGUUGAAAAGAAAAAUGUUAACUGAUGGAAAGAAAAGUGAAAUACAAUUUGUUUUUUUAAUCGAAUGUUGAAUUUUGCUCAUAUUUAAGAUUUGAAUGCAGGAUUAAAUUAGAUUUUAUUAAUCAAGAUUCGCCUUUAUUUUAAGAAUAAGUGAGGCGAUAAUUGAACGAACGCUUCCAUUCGCAUUCGGUCCGCUCUCACAAAAGUACGAUUUUAUCUAAAUGUAUAUACCCAAUGAAUUUUUCAUCGUUAAAAUGUUUUGAAGCUUUUUCAUACCUUCAUUUGCAUUUUUGUUACGAGUUCAUGCAUUGAAUGAGCAAACCCACAUAUUUGAGAAUGAGUGUGUAGAAUCAACGACAAUGAAAGAGUAAAAAUGAGAGUUUCUUCAUUGCGUUUUAACGGUGCAAGAACAUCGAUAGUAUUUUGAAAGUAGUAUUCUUGUUCGAGGAUAUUACGAUGUACAAACCUGUGUAAAAAAAAAAAUUGCGUGUCGCGUGGGUGUCUAUGAGUUAGUUAAAAAAAAAAAAGCAAUCUAUCAUAGCAAAUUUAUUUUUAUAAUAUAAACGAAAGCAUGUAAAAAAUAAAUCUAUAUAUAUGAAUAAACGACAUUACGAGGCUCGAAGUAUUGCCCAUUCAAAUUCAAUAAAGUAUUGUGUAAUUGUGUA